GCUGCUGUGCGCCAGUUGGAGCGAUCAGCCUCUAGCAGCCGCUCGGACUUCACAUUAAUAAGAGCGGCGCGGUCGUGCUACGUGCGUGAGCGCAAUUCUGAGGCGCCGAUGCCAAAAUGCUUCCAGGCACAUUACAGCGACGGCGGCUGAAUGGACGCGCGCGGAAUUAAGUGGUCAGCCAGGGAGACGAAUUUGUGGAUGAAAUGGGGAAUGCGACACCUAAACCUUUAAUAGAUGCAACUCUACAACCCCGCCCUAUGGCAAGCAGACAGUACUACACCUUGCCAAACAACAGGGUUGGAAUGGAGAGAAGAACGACUGGUCCUCCGCUCGGGAUCAACAUGGAAUCGCCCCGCUUCCACCCCCACGCCAAGGGCAAGAACAUCAGGCUUGAUGGGCAGCUUCGCCGUGCCACACGCAAGAACAGCUUCUGCAAUGGCAUAACCUUCAGCCAUAGGCCUGUCCACCUCUAUGAGAAGGUGCGUCUUCGCCUGAGCGGUGUGCACAAUGGCUGGAGUGGAGCCCUGCGCUUUGGUUUCACCAGUUUGGACCCAAGUGAACUGGUCUCUACAGACAUCCCCAAGUAUGCGUGCCCAGAUCUGGUGACGCGGCCUGGCUACUGGGCUAAAGCUCUGCCUGAGAGAUUGGCCUUGAAGGACAACGUACUGUCAUUCUGGGCUGAUCGACACGGCAGGGUUUUCUACACAAUCAAUGAAGGCGAGCCAAUCCUCUUCCACUGUGGGCUCAGCAUUGGCUGUCCACUCUGGGCUAUCAUAGAUAUCUAUGGAAUCACUCAGGAGGUCACGCUGCUCGAAAGCACAUUUGCUGAGAGUGUGGGUUCCAACUGCUUAAGUGCAGCCCGUCUGAGUGCCUAUAUGCCACAGUCCAGCCACGACUCAGCCAAUUACAGCAACAAUCAGCUGGAGAACAAUCAGGUGGCUGUUGCCAAGAUGGCUAACAUCCACCUCAAUAACUACACCCAGUUCAUCCCCUGCUGUUCUUCCACAUCUUCAUCCUCCACAACAGCCUUGUCUGCCUCCACGGGAUUCAGCAUAUCACGGGCGGUCCGGCCUGUUCCUUCUCCACUGGACAAUGACAUCCACUUUCACCCAAUCCGUGGCUCAGAUGUAAUACUUUCUGCUGACCGCUCAACUGCCUGCAUUCACUUUCUGGAUAGUAGUCAGACUCUUGUGUUCAGUGACCGGCCGCUACAUGUCGGUGAGACUCUGUAUGUAGAGGUCGGUCACCUGGGCCUGCCCUACUUUGGAGCAUUGUUGUUUGGUUUAACGUCAUGUGAUCCAGCUAGUCUACAUGCUGGGGACCUACCGGCAGACCCUGACAUUCUACUGGAUCGUAAAGAGUAUUGGGUGGUGCACCGGGGCCUCCCUAUGCCAUGCUCAGGGGACGUACUAAGUUUCCGUCUUUCUCCGAGCGGAGAAGUGCACCAUGGAGUUAAUGGAAUGGGACGUGGUAGGCUGCUCUGUGUGGACUCCUCUCAGGUUCUCUGGGCCUUUUUCACCUUAUAUGGGGCUGUCAACAGGCUCAGGAUAUUGGGAACUUUGGCUCCAUCCACAUCUCCCAACUUUUCUCAGAGCAGCAGUCCAGAUGACAGUGACUCAGAUGUCGCCUUCAGUGUCAACAGAUCCUCAUCUGCGUCUGAAUCCUCUCUGGUGACUGCACCCAGCUCUCCUCUCAGUCCUCCCCUCUCCCCGAUUCUCCAUGUCUCAGAGCUGCCCUCUUCAGGAAAAAAUGGAGAGUGCACCAUUUGCUUCGACAUGGAGGUGGACACAGUUAUCUACACCUGUGGGCACAUGUGUCUGUGCAACGACUGUGGGCUGAAGCUAAAGAGACAGAUCAAUGCGUGUUGUCCAAUAUGCAGGAGGCCCAUCAAAGACGUCAUCAAAACGUAUCGGCCAUAGAAUCGCUGUCCCAAAGAGGUGCACAGACACCCACCACAAGUAGCCCCUUCUCUCAGGCCUGGCUGGACUCUGAUCCUAACCUGAACAUCAGGACAGAAGUGUGCCUAUAUAACUUCAACUUUGACCUACAUUCAGUGAACACUUCAGUCUUCAGCCAAGUUAUAAUUAUUUCUAACAGAAUAUAUAUCAGCUCUUUUUAUUUUAUAUCAAUGUGAUGUGUCUGAUGUCAUCUAUUAUGAAUCUUAUGUGAAUAUAUUGUCGUUCCUCUCACUG
This is a messenger RNA of Thalassophryne amazonica, 2192 nucleotides long. RefSeq names its product neuralized E3 ubiquitin protein ligase 1B (gene neurl1b). Gene Ontology annotation, biological process: ubiquitin-dependent endocytosis. Gene Ontology annotation, cellular component: early endosome. Lineage: Eukaryota; Metazoa; Chordata; Actinopteri; Batrachoidiformes; Batrachoididae. The coding region runs from base 204 to 1919 and encodes 571 amino acids. The record is from RefSeq and is a predicted model, not a curated record. The transcript is spliced from 6 exons. Gene Ontology annotation, molecular function: ubiquitin protein ligase activity.